AUGGAUCCUGCUUUACACUCCAGCCCUCCGUCUACCCAAAUAACCUACGCUGAGUAUCCUAUUGAACUCAAUGAAUGCAGAGAUUAUCUUGAGGGACUAGGUAUGUCGCCGGCUGAAGCUGACGAGUUACUGUCAUCUAAUCGGCGGGAAUCCUUCUUUGUCGACAACGCGGAUUUUGUCAACAUCAUGGAACAGCUCAUUCGUACCGGCAAGUACGGACAAAUGAGACACUAUGAUAUCCACGCAUUAAAGUCAGAAUGGCAGAGCAGAAACAAGGCGUUGGAAACCCAGUUCGGAGCUGUUCAAACAAGAAUUCUUCUGGAUUCUCUUGACUACUUGUCAGCCAUAAAACAUGAACAUGCUGUGAAAAAUAUGUUGGAAUUUAUUCGAAGUGAUGCAAGUAAUUAUCGCAUUAACUUUGUUAUACACGUGCUUCCCCUACUAUUGAACAAUCCUACUUCGAAACCUACUCAUCAACAUCCGACCGCCAAAGACUCGCGCACGACUCAAACGCCAGACAGACCCAAAAAACGUGCCCCGAAAUCAAAAGCUCAACCAUUGAACACCACAACUCGAAAGAGUGCACGCAUCCAAGAACGCCUAGAACGCCUUCAGAAGGAUUCGAAAAGGCCUACAUCACCCCCGCAGAGUCGCCGUCAGAACAGAAAGAGACAAGUUCGCCGGAGAUCAUGA
This is a messenger RNA of Aspergillus glaucus CBS 516.65, 693 nucleotides long. RefSeq lists its product as uncharacterized. Lineage: Eukaryota; Fungi; Ascomycota; Eurotiomycetes; Eurotiales; Aspergillaceae. The transcript has a single exon. The record is from RefSeq and is a predicted model, not a curated record. The coding region runs from base 1 to 693 and encodes 230 amino acids.